CUCGCGUCGACUUCUGGGCCGGACGGACCCUUUUUCCCCUUCCCCCUCCGGCCCGCGCCUUCCCCCCCUCGUGAAUCGAAACGACGGUUGCCAAGCCCAACCGACUGGGUGCGUCAGCUUCAAACGGCAAGGGGAGCAUCUGGCAUCAUUCCCAUGUUCCUCCUCAUUUUUUACACCACCACCUCCACCACCAUCACUAUUCCCUCCUGCUGCACCCUCACUCCCUCACACGCUCAUUCCUGAUGGGCAGUUCAGGGCGAGAUGCCGCCCAGUCACUCCGCUGUGGGCAUCAAAAACCUCUUCCUCCUGUGUAGCUUGCUUGUCCCAAUCGCCGUGGGUGCUCUGCAGCAGCAGCCACACGAUCACCAUGCCCUCCGCCCUCGAGUCCCGUCGGACGACCUCUCCGAGCAUGCCGCCGCCGCCGCCGCUGCUACCCACGGCUGGGCCCAUCCCGCCGGGGACUCCCUCAACGCCGACGGCAUGAGCGCCGACCGCGCCUUUCGCAACACCCACCCCGAACACACCCCGCAAUCCCCUCCCCAUCCCCGCCGCAUUCGAUCCCACACCAACGAGCGCGCCCUUGCGACUUUGUCUCCGGCCGAGAGCAAUCCGGCCGUCCGAGCACCUCCUGCACCCUCCAGGUCAAGCACCACAGCUGGCCUCUCUUCGCGACCUCCGGCGCGGUCCCUGCAGGAUUGGCGAGUCGAGGACAUCAUCCUCCUGGCGACUGUUGAUGGCAGAAUCUCCGCCCGCUCCCGUGACAGCGGCGCCGAGAUGUGGCAGCUGGCCACCACCCCCAUGGUCGAGACCAUCUACCAUCCUCACAAUAAGAGCGUCGACGAGAGCGGCGUCGAGCUGGAAGAUCCCCUGUGGAUCGUCGAGCCCAGCCAGGACGGGAGCAUUUAUUUGUUUGCUCCCACUUCCGGCUUUGGCAUCCAGAAACUCGGCUUCACCGUCCGCCAGCUCGUCGAUCGAUCCCCGCUGGCGAGCGAGGGUCAUCCCGCUGUGGUCUACACCGCCGCGAAGCGAAGCGACCUCUACACCGUCGAUGCUGCAACUGGCGACAUUCUCAAAAUCUUCACCUCCACGGGCUCCACCGUCAGUGAUGACCAGAGAUGUAGAAAAGUGAAUCCCCUGGCAUCGCUAGAGGAAGAAGAGUGCGAGUCCAUUGGUACCCUGACCCUUGGCAGGACUGUCUACACGGUCAGGGUGCAGGAUCGCAAUACCGGGGAACAGAUCAGCACCAUUACGUAUUCCGAAUGGGUCCCCAACAAUAAUGAUGAAGACUUACGAAAUCAGUACAACACGGCUAUGGACGAAAAAUACGUAUACACUGGUCAUGAUGGCACUGUCUGGGGACGGCAAUUGGCGUCAUAUGACGGCAAACGGCUGCCUUCCCCGGAGGGAGCGCGAUACCGUCAGAAACUCACUUCGCCAGUGGCCAGAGUCUUUGACAUUGUGCGCCGCCACGAUGACUGGUCAAACGAUGCGUCGCUCGUCAUCCUACCACAGCCAAUUCUGCGUCCGCCGCAGUGGAGUCAAGACUCGCUCGACGAGUCACAAGACCUCAUCUUCGUCGACUAUAUUGAUGAUGGAAGCUGGUAUGCUCUGUCCGAGAGCAACUAUCCUACCGUUACAUCAGGCGUCGACCAAGCAGUGUGGUCUUCUGAUUAUCCCUUCGGCACUGUGCCGGAGACAUGGCCACAUCUGUCGAACAUACAACGCCAGCAAUUCGCGGGUGUUCAUUACUUGUUGCAGCAAUAUCACGCGUCACCCGGUGGCCAUCUGAUCGAUCCUCCGAACCACCCUAGUCUGGAUCCCCCACCCAUGGACCCUGGCAAACAUCUCAUAGGCGCUCCCCCCUCGGUCUGGGAUCGAUUGCCGUCGCUGCGGAACAUUCUGCUCCUCGUCAUCCUCGGCCUCGUGGCUUGCGGAGUGCUGUACCGGCAACAGUCUCUGGCGCGGGAAAAGAAGAUUCCGAUCGCGGUGGCUGCAGAGCUCAUUGAAGCGAAGGAGAUUGUUCCUGCUCAGGAACAACCAAAGGAGGAAUCCGUGCCGAUGGUGCGAGAACUGGAGCCGGCCACGGAAACCAUCUUUCCCCAUCAAGCGGAUCGCGGCAGUCAAGCAGAUGGUGGUGCGGAGGAGUCGGUGGAGCCCGGACUGGGAGACGAGGAUUUCGAGAAGAUUGAAGCGCAAGAGGCUGAAGAGGCUCCGGAGGCUGAGCAACCCAAGAAUGCAGAGGAGCCUGAGCCGAAGCCAGAGAAGAAAGCCAGAAGAGGAAAGAGGGGCGGCAAGAAGCAAAGGGAAAAGGAUCAGGUUCAAGCAGAAGCACGAGCCAAGCGAUCCGACUCACAACCUCCUACUCCUCCAGCUGCUCUACCUCCACCUCCCCCGGCAACAGAGAUCAUCAGCGUCGCCGCUUCAGAGAGCCCGCAGGUGUCUGGCCCGCUGCAGAUCAACAGCCUCCUCAUCCACACUGACAAAGUCAUUGGGCAAGGAAGCUGUGGGACAUCAGUGUUUGAAGGGGCGUUCGAGGGUCGGGAUGUCGCUGUGAAGCGCAUGUUGUCACAAUACUACGAGCUGGCAUCACAGGAAGUCUCCUUCCUGCAACAAAGCGACGACCAUCCCAACGUCAUCCGCUAUUUCUGCCAGCAAAAAGACGACCACUUUCUGUAUAUCGCCGUCGAGUUGUGCCAGGCCAGCUUGUUUGAGGUUUGGGAGGGCGAGAAGGCGAGGACGGAGGCGCGCCAAACCCAACUGCGCACGCUCAAGCAUGCAAUCCAGCAGGACAUUCCACGUGUCUUGCAGCAGCUCGCCGCUGGUCUCUACCACCUCCACAACCUCCGCAUCAUUCACCGAGACAUCAAACCGCAAAACAUCCUCGUGGCUUUCCCGAAGCGCAACCAGAACCAAGGACCGCGACUGGUCAUCUCAGACUUUGGGCUGGGUAAGAACCUGCCGGAGAAUGUGAGCACUCUCAUCGAUCCUACUGGCAAUGCGGGAACAUCGGGGUGGAAAGCCCCCGAGCUCAUCUCACAGCCAAGAGACACCGAGAGCAGGCACAGCCAGAACAAUUCGCACACCGGUGGCAGCGAGGGACCCAAUGGAGUCAUGAGCGGCGUCAAGCGAGCCGCCGACAUCUUCUCCCUCGGCUGCCUCUUCUUCUGGGUCUUGACGGACGGCAUCCACCCGUACGAGGAUGAGAACGGGUGGCAGCAGCUCCGCGAGCUCAACAUCAAGCGCGACAACAAAAAGAUGGACGUGUUGGAGCGUUGGUCGGACGCGUACGAGCCCAUGCAACUCAUCACGUCCAUGCUGGAGCACCAGCCCGAACACCGCCCCACGGCGCUGCAAGUCCUCAACCACCCCUUCUUCUGGCCUGCGGAGAAGCGCCUGCUCUUCCUGUGCGACAUGAGCGACCACUUUGAGCGGGAAGAGCGCGGCAUACCCGACGACGGCUACGCCGGCGACUCAUGGGACCUGCAUGCCCUCGAGUGCCGCGCGGCGGAAGUCAUCGGCCCCGGCGCGGACUUUUUGGCCAAACUCGAUCGCCACUUUGUCGACACGCUGGGCAAGCAGCGGAAGUACAGCGGCGGCCGGCUGCUGGAUCUCUUGCGGGCGCUGCGCAACAAGAAGCACCAUUAUGAGGAUAUGCCGGAGGACGUGAAGCGACGUGUCGGACCGUUGGCCGGGGGCUAUCUGGCUUUCUGGUGUAAUCGGUUCCCGCGCUUGUUGAUGGCAUGUUAUGAGGUGGUGCAUGAAGCGGGCUUGCAGGGAAACGAUCGGUUCAAGGGGUAUUUUGCCGUGGGCAGGACUUAGUAGACCAAUUGAAGAUAAUUCAUUUUUGACUGA
Molecule: messenger RNA, 3852 nt
Organism: Neohortaea acidophila
Lineage: Eukaryota; Fungi; Ascomycota; Dothideomycetes; Mycosphaerellales; Teratosphaeriaceae
Exons: 1
Coding region: 262-3819 (1185 amino acids)
Biological process (GO): mRNA processing; IRE1-mediated unfolded protein response; protein phosphorylation
Cellular component (GO): IRE1-TRAF2-ASK1 complex
Molecular function (GO): ATP binding; protein serine/threonine kinase activity; RNA endonuclease activity
Source: RefSeq, a predicted model, not a curated record